GUCAGCGAUUACACGCCUGCCGUCACGCUGGCCGAGCGCAGCCUGGCCGCCGUCGCCGAUCACAUCAGAUCCGGCAAGGCCCACCGCAUUGUCGUUAUGACGGGCGCCGGCAUCUCCACGGCCGCGGGAAUCCCCGACUUCCGGUCGUCCGAGACGGGCCUGUACGCUCACCUCGCGGCGCUCAAUCUGCCCUACCCCGAGGCCGUGUUCGACCUCGACUUUUUCAGAACGAACCCCAAGCCGUUCUACGUGCUGGCUAAGGACUUGUAUCCGGGCACCUUCUGCCCCACCAUCUCGCACGUCUUUAUCGGCCUGCUCGCGUCCAAGGGGCUCCUGGCCCAGCUCUUCACGCAAAACAUUGACUGCCUUGAGCGCGCCGCCGGCAUCCCCGCUGACCUCAUCGUCGAGGCCCACGGCAGCUUCGCCAGCCAACGCUGCAUCGACUGCGGGGCGCCAUUCCCCGACGACAAGAUGCGCGAGCACGUGGCCCGCGCCGAGGUGCCGCGCUGCAUCCAUAGCCAGGCUAAGGGCUACGGCCGCUACAACCGCUUCGUUUGCAACCGGGCUAGCAGCCACGGCCGCUGCAUCGGCCUCUGCGUCGGCCUGGUCAAGCCCGACAUUGUCUUCUUCCACAAGGCCCUGCCCGAACUCUUUUACGAGCGCUGGAACCUGGCCGAGACGGCCGACUUCGCCCUAGUCCUCGGCACCAGCCUCUCGGUCAACCCCUUUGCCGCGCUGCCUGACUCAGUGCCCGAGCCCGUGCCGCGAGUGCUGUUCAACUCGGAGCGCGUGGGCUCUCUGGGCACUCGUGCCGACGACGUGUUGGUUCUGGGCGACUGCGACACGGGCGUGCGGAAGCUGGCCGACGCGCUGGGUUGGCGUGACAAACUGGAAACCGAGUGGCGUCAACUGGUGGGAGACCAGGAAGCCGGGCGGCAGUUGCAAGGUAUGACGAAACGUGUACGAGACGAGGUGGCCCAACUGGCUAGCCAAGUCGACCAGGUACUGCACUUGGAUGAC
This is a messenger RNA of Lasiosphaeria miniovina, 1020 nucleotides long. Its product is annotated as NAD-dependent deacetylase sirtuin-2. The record is from RefSeq and is a predicted model, not a curated record. The annotation marks the transcript as partial. Gene Ontology annotation, cellular component: nucleus. The transcript is spliced from 2 exons. NCBI's taxonomy places the organism in Eukaryota, Fungi, Ascomycota, Sordariomycetes, Sordariales, Lasiosphaeriaceae. Gene Ontology annotation, molecular function: NAD+ binding; histone deacetylase activity, NAD-dependent.